Messenger RNA from Alnus glutinosa, 1311 nucleotides. RefSeq lists its product as uncharacterized. The record is from RefSeq and is a predicted model, not a curated record. The transcript has a single exon. NCBI's taxonomy places the organism in Eukaryota, Viridiplantae, Streptophyta, Magnoliopsida, Fagales, Betulaceae. Bases 1 to 1311 code for a protein of 436 amino acids.
AUGAGACAGGUGGCUAAUACCCUCAACAGGAGGGAAGAAAGGAAACUUUCAAGUCAACCGAUAGCCAACCCAAAGGGACACUACAUGGCAGAAGCAAGUACUUCACAUCAUCAGCAAGUGCUAGCCAUCACCACAAUGCGCAAUGGAAGAAGGGUCUACAAUCAUGUGCAAGAAAAUGAGGAUGAGCAAACAGAGACCCCAGAAAAUCUGCAGAAGGAAAAGGGUAAGCAAGUAAGAAACAAGACUUCUUCUUCAUCUGCUCCCACCCCUGAGAUACCAUAUGAGCCCCAUGACCCAUUCCUAGAAUGUCUCAAGGCACCUUCUCACUUUAGGAAACAAGGAGAGAAAAUACAAGAUAUGAUGGAGGUCUUUAAACAGGUAAAAAUCAACCUCCCACUCCUUGAUGCCAUUGAGCAAGUUACUCCUUAUGCCAAAUUCCUCAAAGAUUUGUGUACUAAAAAGCGGCAAACAAGGGACAACACUCUGAAGAAGGUAUUUCUCAUUGAGCAGGUCAGUUCUAUAGUUCAGCAUAGUCUCCCUCCAAAGUUCAAAGACCCUGGUACUCCCACCAUCUCCUACAUUAUUGUGGACCACAAGAUUGAUAAAGCCCUCUUUGAUUUGGAGACUGGAGUGAAUCUACUACCUUACUCAGUCUACUUACAACUCGGUUUGGGGGAAUUAAAGCCUACACCCAUUAUCUUGCAAUUGGCUAAUAGAUCCACCAAGAAACCACAGGGAAUCAUUGAAGAUGUUAUCAUCCAAGUCGACAAUUUCUAUUUCCCCAUGGCCUUCAUCGUUCUUGAUACUAAACCGGUGGCUAAUCCCACAAAGAUGAUCCAUGUAAUCCUAGGUCGCCCUUUCUUAGCUAUGGCUAAUGCGAAUAUAAACUGUAGGACCAAAAUUAUGAAGAUCAGGUUUGGGAAUCUGAAAGUAAAAUUGAACAUAUUUCAUACCUUCCAGCAACCACUGGAUAAAGCUGAGUACUUCUUUCUAGACUUCAUAGAGGACUUGGUUGAAGAGCUCCCUCCUUACAAUCUGACUAAAGAUCCCGUCGUGGCCAGUAUGACACACAUCAAGGUGGAUAAUUGUGAUACAGCGCAAACCAUAAACCAAGCAAAUUCUUGGCUUCCCACUACUGUCAAACUCAACGUUCCUCCAUUGGCCAUACCAAGAACGUCUCGAUUAUUGCUUCCAAGUAACAUUCUCUCCCAAUGGUCCAAGAAGGUAAAUAAUAGAGUUACCAAGGGCAAUGAUUGCAGCCUUACAUUGAGGGCAUUGCACAGAAUGGAGAUGUUGCUUCCAUCUACUUGA